Molecule: messenger RNA, 1188 nt
Organism: Carassius auratus (goldfish)
Lineage: Eukaryota; Metazoa; Chordata; Actinopteri; Cypriniformes; Cyprinidae
Product: amine sulfotransferase-like
Exons: 6
Coding region: 57-956 (299 amino acids)
Molecular function (GO): sulfotransferase activity
Source: RefSeq, a predicted model, not a curated record
CAGUGACAUUACUCUUUACUAGAGUUCCCUUCAUUUGACUCAGUAAGACCUCAAACAUGGCUCAGCAGGAAUACAAAAUGCUUGGUGACAAAAUGUUCACCUACAAAGGAACUGUUAUAAGUUUGUCUGAAAAUCAUGAUCUUACUCCAGAAUAUAUCAACAGUUUACAGGAUUUUGAAACAAAGGAUGAUGAUGUCUUUGUUGUUACCUUCCCCAAAUCUGGUACGGUGUGGACCCAGCGGAUCAUGACCUUAAUUUAUGCUGUAGAUUUCCCGGACAAAGCCAUCCAAAUCACCCACGACCAGAUGCCGUGGCUAGAGUAUCAAGCAAUGAAGAAUAAUUACAACACACGUCCAUCUCCAAGACUCUUCUGCUCCCAUUUACUCCAGCCGCUGAUGCCCAAAAUGCUGCAAAGAAAAGGAAAGGUCAUCUAUGUCAUGAGAAACCCUAAAGACAUCAUGGUGUCAUAUUUCCAUUUUUCCAACAACAUGAAAAACCUGGAUUCUUCUGAGAGCUUCAAUGAGCUGCUGGAAAAAUUCUUUACAGGAUGGAUGAUUGGUGGCUGUUGGUUUGACCACGUUAAAGGAUGGAUAACAAAUAAAGACAAAUACAACAUCCUGAUCCUUACUUAUGAAGAAAUUAUCAAGGACCUCAGAUCCGUCGUUGUGAAAAUCUGUGAGUUUGUGGGAAAGAAUCUGUCAGACGCAGCGAUUGAUAAAGUGGUGGAGGCAGCAACAUUCAAGCACAUGAAGAAAGACCCAAUAGCCAACUAUGAAUUCUUUCCUCAGUUCCUCACAGAUCACCCAAAAGGACUUUUUUUGCGCAAAGGAACAGUUGGGGACUGGAAGAACUCUUUAACCGUGGCUCAGAGUGAAUGUUUUGACCACGUCUACCAAGAAAGAAUGAAGGACGUUCCUCUUAACAUGGUCUGGGACAUCUCAGAAUUGCAUGGCUGAAAACACAAGCGGUGACAUCCAUUUUACAAACUAAUAAAGAUAAAACACUUUCCUCAUCAUACAAUGAAGGCAUAAUAAGUGAAUAUUAGUGAUUUUUUUUAUUUAUUUUUUUGACAUGUGGACAUGUGGUGAAAAAAUAACCCUUCCAGUUACAAUAACUGUUUGCUUUCUGUGAAUAAUUCAUUCAUUCACCUUAUUCCCAAAGUAAAAAAUAUUUUCUGAAAUGAACUGA